AUGACAUAUCUCUCAUUGGAGUUCUCCGGCGUCACACCAGUCCUCUCCAAGGACUAUGAGCUCUUCCUCGUCGAUCUGCCUGGGCACUCUGCGUCCAGAGAGUUCCUGCCCCUCACCCUAGAUAACGCCGUCGAUGCGCUUGCCCGUCUCAUUAAGACGAAAGUUCCAGGCGGCAAGACACAUCUCGUCGGCCUCUCGAUGGGCGGCUUUAUGAUUCUGGAACUUGCGCGGCGACAUCCCGAGCUCCUGCUCAGCCUGUGGUGCACCGGUUGCGCGCCUAACUAUGGCUUUAAACUCUGGCUCUUCUCGCAGCCGCGCCUCCUCACCGGGCUCAUCAGAUGCAUCAGCAGCCUCGCGAACGAGCGCAUGUUCUGGCUCUCGCUCGGCGUGAAGCCGGUCCCCGGGCUGCGGGAGCAGUGCCGGAAGAACCAAUCCAUGGCGCUGCUGACGGCCGGCUUCACCGAGCUCGUCAAGAUCACGCGGGAGAGCCUCGCGGAGAUCAAGGGCGUCAGGAUCGCGAUCAUCGCGGGUGCAAAGCUAGAUAACGUCAGGGAUGCGACGGACGCCGGGAAGAUACUCGGGAGUGCGAAUCCGGAGUGCAAGGGGUUUGUGGUGAGGGAAGCGAUUCACUGGUGGGACUUACAGUUUCCAGAGCUAUUUGCUCGAGGCAUAAGAGCUUGGAUCGAGGGUCGCGAGAUGCCGAAGGAGUGCGAAUUGCUGAGCUGA
Penicillium canescens is the source of this 726-nucleotide messenger RNA. RefSeq names its product alpha/beta fold hydrolase. The record is from RefSeq and is a predicted model, not a curated record. The transcript has a single exon. Lineage: Eukaryota; Fungi; Ascomycota; Eurotiomycetes; Eurotiales; Aspergillaceae. Bases 1 to 726 code for a protein of 241 amino acids.